Paraphaeosphaeria sporulosa is the source of this 1896-nucleotide messenger RNA. RefSeq lists its product as uncharacterized. The transcript has 2 exons. The record is from RefSeq and is a predicted model, not a curated record. Lineage: Eukaryota; Fungi; Ascomycota; Dothideomycetes; Pleosporales; Didymosphaeriaceae. Bases 1 to 1896 code for a protein of 631 amino acids.
AUGCCUCCAUGGGUGGCCUCUGUGCCGCGAGCGAUUGCAUGUUCAAGGGCGAAAGCAAUUGACCGAGUCGCAGCAUCCUUCCGCUGCCGCCGAGCCGUCCAUCCACUGCGCACCCGCUGCGCAUCCACGCACGUCUCGCCGACCGCAAUAAACUACCGUCCGAACGUACCGCCGCGGAACCAGGAGCUAUACAGUGCGCUUUCGGGGCUGAACGGCGCGGCAGAGCAGUAUGUCAACCUGAGUAGGCUGCAGUUGGCGCUCCGAGGGCUGGCGGUCGACAAUGCAGUGACGAGGGUUGCGGUGCUAGGGCUGAACAGCCAGGUCGGCGCACAGCGGCUAGCCAGGCUGCUGGUCGCGGAUCCAUUGGCUGAGAACGCUGACUGGGAGCGGGAGCUGGAGAAGAGCCCCGAGGAAGGUGCUGUGCUGCUACGUUUCGGAGACGAAAACGAUGCGCACGCGCCGAGUCCUUUGUACAAGAUCCUCUCCGUACCUUCGCGGGUUCUGGGCAAACACAAUCUCGAGAUCCUCGUAUCGACAUUGAAUGCCAAUGCUCCCAGCUCCGCCGCUGCAGCCGCAACAGAAAGCUCCAAGGACGCUGUGUUGGUGCCAAAGCUGCAGGUCUCUUCUGCGAGGGGGACGCCGGUGCCAUACCCGGUACAUAAAUCGCUCGUGCUAGGAGAAGGUCUGGACAGUGCCAUCACGUUCGGCCAGUUUGCGUCCGAUUCCAUUCGAAAAGCAGGGAACAUGGUCAAAGUAGCCAUCGAACUCCCUGCGCCAUCGACCGCAUCGGGAGCAGCAGAAGAUUCCGCGUCCACUGUGUCGAUCAACACCGCGACCGGCACCCAGGGACUGGACGCCAUCCGCGCCUCCGUGGCCAACUCCAUGGACUAUGAACGAAAAUGGUUCGCCAGCGGCCUCCCGGCCCUUUCACGGUGGCUUGUCUCCGAUCUCCAACCCGCCGACACAAUCAAGCCCGUCCAGAAGGCCCUCAUAUCCUCCCUCCUCGACGAUGUAGAGGCUACCAUUACCAAAGAAGAUGCACAUCAGCUACAACUUCUCGCUUCCACUACCACGCCGGAACAGCUCAACGCCGAAAUGAUCAAGGCUCUGGAGGAGUGGGCGGAGAAAUCACAUCGCGAAUUGAGGGAUAGCCUUGACGAGGCGUUCGCAGGAAAGAACUGGCGUAAGCUCGGGUGGUGGAAGCUUUUCUGGAGAGUCGACGACGUGAGCAUGAUCACAGAGGAGAUCAUCGCUCGGCGAUGGCUCGUUAGUGCGGAGAAGGACGCCGUCUACCUCGCCGGUAGGAUGAAGCAGGCCGGCUUUCCGGACGAGGUGCGGCCUCUGCCCGGGUACAGCGAUGCAGACACAUACUUCAAGGCCCCGGCAGAUGCUUCAGGUCACGAUGUGUCAAUAACUGAGAUCCAAGAGACGGCCCUCUCCACUGCGGUCAAUCUCCCUACUCCGUGGCCUGCCCUGCUCUCAUCGACCCGUGCGACGCUUCUUGCUACAACGCUACCACCUCUGCAGGCACUCGCCCAACGUCUCAUUCUAACCACACUCUCUACUACAUCUCUUUCCGCAGCGUUAUCAGCACUCCUAUACGUUUCCGUAUCCACGGUGAGCCUGUUCGAAGCGAGUUCAUUGGCGGCACUCGGCCUGACGUUCUCGCUAAGGCGUAUGCAAAAGGUGUGGGAGGACGCGAGAGAAGCGUGGAACGUCGAAGUACGGGAAGAGGGAAGGCAGGCACUCAAGAAGACAGAGGGAUUCGUGAGGACUAUCAUCAAUGGUGGCGGACCCGGUGCAGUUGUCGAAGACGAGGGAGUAGAAGAAAGAACAAGGGCCAGAGAGGCGGUUACGAAGGUCAGGGAGGCUCUGCUGAAGCUGAGCAAGGAGUAG